Messenger RNA from Colletotrichum scovillei, 4384 nucleotides. RefSeq names its product homeobox domain-containing protein. The transcript is spliced from 2 exons. Gene Ontology annotation, molecular function: DNA-binding transcription factor activity, RNA polymerase II-specific; DNA binding. Gene Ontology annotation, cellular component: RSC-type complex; nucleus. The record is from RefSeq and is a predicted model, not a curated record. Bases 1546 to 3375 code for a protein of 609 amino acids. Lineage: Eukaryota; Fungi; Ascomycota; Sordariomycetes; Glomerellales; Glomerellaceae. Gene Ontology annotation, biological process: regulation of transcription by RNA polymerase II.
AUGGGAUGGGUUGCGAAUGGGACGUGUGGAUGCCCGGUGGAUGUGAAGGGUUCACUUUCAAUUCAGGUUCGCUCAGGUGGGUGCAACCAUCCUACCACCCUGCUCCUGUCCGUCCUGUGUCCUCGCCCUCGCACUCACUCACGCACUCAUGCACGCACUCAUACAUACUCCAAGCUGGAGUCGGAGACUCGGAGGAGUCCAGCUGCUGAUGCCGCUGCUCACUGCACAAAUCCCCCAAUGUCACUCAAAUCCAUCCUCGACAUGUAGUGUAGUUUCCUCCCCCCCUCUCUUUCACACUCGCGCAGGCGCUGUGCUGACAUGGAUACACCCUCAUCCACACAUAGGCUCUCCUCUCACUUUAACUCUCACUCUCACAGCCUGCUUGUCCCCUCGCUCAGCGCCGGCCACGUCCGCUUCUCCCGCGGCACCUCAUCCUCGUCCUCAUCCUCAUCCUCAUCCCAAGGCCCAAGGUUUGGUCUGGGUCUACCUGCAUAGCUCAGCACAGUCUACCCGUAUGGAUACAUACACAGUCUGUGCCUUAUGCACAACUGACCGCGGCUCGAGCCCUGUCAUGUCCUGUCCUUUCCUGUCUCUCCGCUGCUUUGCUUACCUUACCUUACCUUAGCUUUGCUGGCUUGCCUUGUCUGCCCUGCCCUGGCCCCUAGAGACCCUCCAUGACCCUCCCCUUUCUCUUCCUCCCAGGGCCCGAGAGUCAAGAGAGUUGACCCCCUUGCUCCCUUGGUCUCCCGAUACCUCCACCCAAAUAUGAUCUUCUUACUGCCAAGGGGGGGGGGGGUACCCGGUGGACGACGAGAGAGGGCCCCCCUUCUUGCUGCUCGCCCAUGCCCUGCCGCCACCCCAGCGCCUACCUACACAGUACCGCGCGACUUACACCCACGUCGGCUUGCACACGCACACGCACACACUCUCUCAGCGCUCUCGCUCUGUGAUGAUGGGUCGACAAGACACAUCAAUACAUCUUCCGCCUCUCACCCCCCUCCUCUCCCGUCACUCCUUCUUCCCACUCCUCCUGUCAUUGUUUUUUGUGCCCUUUCUCUCUCGUCAAGCCUCGUCUGUGCGCCUACAGGCCCUUGCCUAGACAGAUCGACUAUCUCGCCCUCAAGACCUUGGAGGACUUGAGCAGACCUUGCUGUCUCACCUCUGCGCGGCCCUGCCUGACCCUUCCUCAUCCCGCUUGUCGUUCCCCAUUCGAUCUAAAAGCAGACAAGCUCCCCUCGAUCUGCUGUUCCGAUUCCCGCGCCUCUCUCACACACCCACGCUCUCUCUUCACAUCUCUCUUAAUAUCACCAGGCUCUCAGCCCUCUGACCUCAGUCACUCUUUCACUCAACUCUCUGGUUCUGAAGACUUGGUCCUGCGGCGUCUAAACACUGCCGAGAACAUAAUACGCAUGCCUAUCCCCGUUAUUACACUGGUUCUACACUCGCUCUGCACACAUUCGUUACCGUCGCCAUCGUGUUAACCACCGAGCCCCCCCGUUGAGCGGUCUACCCUCGAGCUUAGCCAACUUUGUCACAUCAGUAGCUAUGGCGUUCUACCCAAACUACCAGACUGCGUCAGCAUACGAUUAUGGCUUCAGCACUCCUUUCCCCGGAGCACCUCUGUAUCAGAGUGACUACAUGGAAAUGCUACGACAGCAACAGGCAAUGAUGAGCCGGGGCCUGUACCCAUCAGCCGGAGGAAAGGCUACCGAAUCCAAACCGAGACUUGCCAAGGAUGAGGUCGACAAGCUUGAAAGGGAAUUCCAGAAGAACAACAAGCCCAACAGCAGCUUGAAGAAGCAGCUUGCCGAAGAGAUGAGGGUGGACAUUGCGAGGAUUAAUAACUGGUUCCAGAAUCGGCGAGCAAAGGCGAAGCAGGAGAAGAGAACACAGGAAAAUGAGGCUCGCCGCAAGUCUGAACAGGCCACCGAGACGUCCACAAGCUCCGAGACUAUCAAGGAGUCCUUCCACGACCACGACGACGACCUUCGCCCGUCUGCUGCUCCAUUCCCACCCGUUCACGUAUCAACCGACGCGUCGUCUGUUAGCGAAGCAUCACCCUCGGCGGAAGGAACUCAGACCCCAGAGCCCACAUUUGAGCAGCCGCAGGUCGUUACGCAAGAGCCGGAUUCAGAAUACGCCUCGCCCGACUCAUCCAACUCUUUCCAGCACCAGGAUCUCAACAUCGGCUACUCCCUUGGUCCCGAUCAAUUCUACUCUGGCCAGACACCCUGCGAUUUCUCGGCACCCAUGCCUUCAGAGGUCAUCCAACAAACACCUAACCACUUGACUCUUUCGAUUCCCAGCCAGUACUUGACGACACAGCUUCCCGAGUCAACUAGUGCCUCUUCGUUCUCGUCUUACCACCUGAGCGCAAGCGACAUGGACGAGUCUUUCGCUUCUUUCCCGCACGGCCUGGCUACCGGCAUGACUAGCCCCAUUCCGAUCAACGUCAAGCAGGAGCAAAUGCAAAGCGAGGAUCUCGACAAAUUUGAUCAGUUCUCUCCCCAGUCAAUGUCUCGCUCCCCUCCCGAAAUCUCCACACCAGACUUCCGAUUCAAGUCUGGCUCGACCAUCGACAUUGCCAGCAGAAGAAACUCCAAGAGGCCCGCUGCCCUCGUCAGCUGCGUGCGCAGCCAGUCCUACAACUUCUCGGGCCCGAAGACCGGCAUCGAGAUGCCCAGACGUAUGGAGGCACCUAGUCCGAUGCGCCGCGUUGCAUCCGCGACAGGAAACUUCCCGAGGGGAAUCCAAAAGCCGGCCGGUUCAGGCCCGAGAUCGCCAAUGUACUUUGACCGUGCCCAGGAGAACCUCCUCUUGCAGAUGGCCUCAAGGUCACCGAUAUCGCGAAGCCCAGCAGCGCCACCAACCCCAAACACACCAAUUGUCCCCAGCCAGCAAGCUUUGCGUGAGACCACCGUCUCAUCCAUGUCCUCGGCCGAGGAUGACAAGAGCUACAGCAUGCAAAACAGCCUGACAGUACCGCAGUAUGCCAUGGACCCUACCAUGAGGACCCCGCCAGACACCCCCGGCAUGAUGACGACGAUGCCGAACUCUCUGUUUCCCGCGUUCGACUACAACGUUUCCGAUGAGCCGCUGUCGACCCCAAGCUUCGGCAGUUUUGAUCAGGAGUUCCCCAACAUGUCGUCGAGCGUCCCGAGCUAUGUCGCACACGGUUGCGCAAGCCAGCCAGUCACACCUUCAUUCCCUCCCAACAACAUGGGACCGGCAUUCUACUCAUCGUACGGCGGUGGCAACACCGAGUACAACUGGUCGGAUGCCUCAUCCGUCUCAGUCAAGCCGUCACCCGAGCAAUCACGGUCAAGACAGUUUCAGUUCACCAACAUGACUGCACAAGAUUUCCACGGGGAAUGAGGUGUCGUUCAAAACGUGGCUUGAACCUUACAUCGGCCUUGCUGAGUAGAGUUUCGAGGGGGUUCGAUUUGUCAUCGCAGCAGUCAAAAAAACUUGCUCAUCAUGUAUACUUGGCGCUGUACAACUACCCAGGUUUUUCUACUGCGUGGAUUUUCACUUUGUACAUACAGCGAUUUGCUUUAUCACUGGGCCAUCGGCGCUUCACCGGGACAACCUUUAUACUUGGACUACACGGGUCCUCCUUCUCCUUAUUUUUGUUUAUCUCUCUUCGUCUGCAGCAACGAUUUUCCUUUCUCAUGAUACCUACUGCAUACACCAAAGAAACAAAUCUCUUUACCUAAUGUAAUGAUAUACAUACGGCUUAUGUCCUGCUGGCGGCGGCGCUGUUUGUGGCUGGGGAGGGUGGGGGAGGAAAAAAGGGACCUGGAUAUCCCAUUGGAAGCACAGGACAGGUGGUGGGAUGGUUCGAGGUUACGUGUCUUCAAUCGUGUUGGGUCGGAAUAUGCCAUCAACCUCUGAAGUGUUCGCGGCGGCGUGAGGGGAAGAACUCGACCCUGCAUGGAUGUCGCAGAGCAGGUCAGCACGUAUAGGAUUGCAAAGUUCGAGGUGCAGGAUGGGCUGGGUUGGGCUUGGAUAGAUGGAUGGAUGGGAAGGAUAGGAUAGGGCGUUCAUCUUCCAGCGAUCUACCUCGAGCUUCAGGUUAGGAGACGCCGAACUUCACCUUUAGGGAGGUCCAAAAUCAAAAAAGUAUUUGCCGCACAGUCCACCGGGCACCCUGUUCGCUUCUGGCGAUUAUCAGAUGGAAUCGCUUGCCCGGUGUAGUCUCCACCCACACCGAGGGUAUCGCGCCUUCCCAUGAGUGUCGUAUGGUAUAUAAGGGGUCAGAUGUGCCCGUCCUUUCGCCCACCGGACGCGGUGGGACAUGGGACGUCGACGGGCGUUGAGCCGCAGUAGCCGAGCGGGUUGUAGUCCAGCUGGUAGAAACUUGAAUCUUGAGACAGAACUGCCC